Molecule: messenger RNA, 1080 nt
Organism: Austrofundulus limnaeus
Lineage: Eukaryota; Metazoa; Chordata; Actinopteri; Cyprinodontiformes; Rivulidae
Gene: pcyt1ba
Product: phosphate cytidylyltransferase 1B, choline a
Biological process (GO): CDP-choline pathway
Molecular function (GO): phosphatidylcholine binding; choline-phosphate cytidylyltransferase activity
Source: RefSeq, a predicted model, not a curated record
ACUCUCACAGAGCCCGCCAUCUUUGCCAGGGAGACGAGCUGCGACUGCCGCGCGCCUCAUGAGAAGCUCAACAUCGCUCAGGCCCGCAGAGGAACCCCAGUGGAUCGACCCGUCAGAGUCUACGCAGACGGCAUCUUCGACUUGUUCCACUCGGGACACGCUCGUGCUCUCAUGCAGGCCAAGAACCUUUUCCCCAACACUUACCUCAUAGUAGGAGUUUGCAGUGACGAGCUGACCCACAAGUACAAGGGCUUCACCGUCAUGACGGAGCACGAACGCUACGAAGCGCUGAGGCACUGCCGCUACGUCGACGAAGUUCUGAGGGACGCACCUUGGACUCUCACGCCCGAGUUUCUGGAGAAACACAAGAUCGAUUUUGUGGCUCAUGACGACAUCCCGUACUCCUCUGCAGGAAGUGAGGAUGUUUACAAACACAUCAAAGAAGCAGGAAUGUUUGUUCCCACACAGCGGACAGAGGGAAUCUCAACCUCGGACAUAAUAACCAGAAUCGUCCGGGACUACGACGUCUACGCCCGACGCAAUCUUCAACGCGGCUACACGGCUAAAGAGCUGAACGUCAGCUACAUCAAUGAGAAGAAGUAUCGGCUACAGAACCAAGUCGACCGCAUGAAGGAAAAGGUUCGAAACGUUGAGGAGAAGAGCAAACAUUUCGUUUACCGCGUGGAGGAGAAGAGCCACGAUCUCAUCCAGAAAUGGGAGGAAAAAUCUCGAGAAUUUAUCGGCAACUUCCUGGAGCUCUUUGGCCCCGACGGGACGUGGAAACAAGUGUUUCAGGAGCGCAGCGGUCGAAUGCUGUCCUACGCCUUGUCUCCCAGAGAGUCUCCCUGCAAUAGUCCUCCUCGUGAACUGUCCCCACUGCGCUCCCCAUCCCCACCGUCACCCCCUGCCCGCUGGUACAACGCCAGGCCCUCGCCCCCGACCUCCCCGAAAGGAGCCUCCGCCUCCAUCAGCAGCAUGAGCGAAGGUGACGAAGACGAGAAGUAGACUUUCCAACAUUUCACUCACGGUACACUGCCUGGGAACACCUCAUAGAACACAAACACAAACACACACACACAC